AUGGCAUUUUCUGACUUUGCCUUUCACUUAACAUUUAUUCCAGUUGAGUUGGCAAAAGCAGCGUAUGGUCAAUGGCCGAUCGCUGAACCGGCCGGAUCAAUCGUCUGCAAGAUCCAGAGUUUUGUUAUUUCUACCUCUGUCUAUGUUUCUGUACAAAGCCUAACUUGGAUUGCAUUAGACCGGUUUAUAGCGGUAGUCUUUCCAAUGAAAGUCCAUCUGAUUUCCUCCAGAUUUCGCGUUUUGGCCAUUGCUUCCUCAUGGAUCGUUGCCCUUUUGUGCGAUUGUGCAUUUUCUAUUGAUUCUAAAGUCGUUCACAAAAAUGGUGCACUUGAGUGCACAGAGAAAACAGCUACAAUUUCUCUAUAUGCUUUAGCCGCCAGAUCCUUUGCUUCGUUGAUUUCCGUAACAAUUUUGUACUGCACUAUAGCGGUAACUCUACGAAGGAAAAAUAAAGCGCUUCCCACUGCACCUGUAAAUGGAAACGUUCAGAGAAAGCGGCAAGCCAUGAAGAUGUCCAUUUGCGUCGUGGCAGCCUUUUAUUUAUGUUUUAUCCCUGUCAUUAUUAUCGUCUUGCUAUCAGAAAAGGCACGGGAAAGAUCAUGUUUGUUACUCAGAGUACUAUGGCCACUACCUGGCCUGAUGAUCAACCUUUCAAGUACGACAAAUCCAAUAAUCUGUUUCAUCUUUGACGAAAACUACCGCCGUGGCCUGAGAGAAUUUUUUGGUUCGUUUCUGAUGAAAUGCUCGAAGAGAAGGCAAACCAUUGACAAUGGUACAAAAGGAAUAGCUCUUUAGAGUAUAAAGGUCCUACAAAACUCUAAUAGUAAUUAAUUUAACAUUUAUUUUAUUUUCUAAAUAAAAACCUUUUCCGAAGCUGCUCAGUAUUGAUUAGCUUGUUGCCAAUAAAGACUCCAAGAAAGUAAUGUGCAGAGAUCGUGAAACCUGUCACUAAUGACUUAAGUGUCGUUUCGCUUUUGUAUUAGAUGAGUUUCCUAACUGCUUUUGCCAGAUCAGGAGCCGAAAGAACGAAGCAUAUACAUGCGUAUCGCACUUUUUCUUAUCAUGCUUAAGAGAACGAGCUAUGUACAUGCCCAGCGCUCCUUCCGCCUCUUAAGUGGAGCGACAUAAGACUUUGUCGAAACGACCGGUCAGCAAAACUGACAUGAAAAAAGCCAAAUCACGGGCGCCCUAGUUUCCCUUGACCUUGCCUUAGCGACGUCACUACGAUCUGAGAGCCUAGCUUAGGCUGCUUGAUACGUCUAUUGAUAAAGUAUUAAUAAAGUAUUUUUCCUAUAAAUGUACUGUAUUGUACUUGAUGGCAGUUAUCUGACUAAACCUUUUUAAGAUUAUUUAGAUGCUAUGGCCCGGAAUUUAAGAGUUAGGAAUGCUUCGUCAAUUCGGCACCAUAGAUCUCAACUAUUGUUUCUUUCCUUCUCAGGAGUGCGAAAACUCAACAUCCGAGUAAAAUAUCAAAGAUGCUGAAAAACAAAUUGUACCUAGACAUAAAAUUAACGGCAAACAGGUUUCAUUGGAUAGCUAACUAUAGCAUUUCGUCCACAGGCUCAAAGUUAGAGGCACCUUACAAAGAUUCCAUCAAUCACUCUGAGACUAAAAGGGUUAAAAACAACAGGCGAUUGUAAAGGAACAAAUAAGAUGCGUCUUAUCGUUGCCACUCUUAAAUCCGGCCUCUAGUGUUUAAUUAAAGUCAGAUGCUCACACUUGUAUACAACGAUCUUUUUCCCGUAAAACGUUACGCCCUGCCUGCCCAGCGACCCUAUUGAAAUGAAAUCAUUGUUAAUAAGUAAAAGUGCACUCGUUUGCAAAAAUGACGAUGACAGAAUAGAUAGAAUUUAGUUUAGUUUCUGUUAUAGGCUAGCUAGACUUUCUCGCCUUUGUUUUGCGUACUGGUUUUAAUGCUUUCCGUGCCAUUAAUUUUUCAAUUUACAGUUUGUUUGUUUUUUUUUUCCACGGGGUGAAGUAUACGAUCCAGUGUGACAGUACAGCAUACAACAGGCUACACAUGAUGAACUUAAUUUUUAAUCACAAGCAGGAGUAUUUGUCAGGUCUUUGAAUUUAUAAAUGUUUGAAACACGAACCGCAUUUCAGACAGGCUCGAUUUCCGUCGUCAACCGGGUCCGGUCUUUCAUCCUAAUGGAGCCUGCAUUUCAGACUGCAAUUUUAUUGAACACUAUAAAAAUGAAAUAUUAAAAUUAAACAUGAAAUUCUUUUUAUUAUUAUUUAAAGAGUUCUUUUCAAAUAUGUUUACACCUUAUUGCUGGUAAACAUCAAGUUUUUAUAAGGCACAAAAUGUGAGUCGAUUGGAAAGCACAGAACAUUAGAUGUAAAAAUUAAUAUUAAACUGCUUUGUCUAAUUCUAAAUUAUGAAUAUUUUAAUGUUGAAAGGCAAACAAAAUGAAAUACUAAAGUUUUAUAUUUAAUUCCAUUGCCUGGUCUAUUUCUAAAUUACAUAUAUUUUUAACAGGGUGUCUAACGCAAAUAUAGUUUUUAUUAUUCACGGUUCCCAUAUUUAAUAGUUCGAUCUUGAAAAGAUCUCUAUUGAAACUUCUGCUAAAACAGGUGGAAUAGUUAUUUGUUUUUCAGAUCCCUUUGACUCUGAGCCUAGUAAGACAACACAAUUCGAGAUUAAUAAAAAUCGAUUAACGUUCGAAAUCAAAAACGAAAAGUUAAAAAAAUCCAUUACCGUCCGACAAGUAAUUCAAGUAUUUAGUCGGUUGUUCAGAUUCAUUUGAAAUCAUCAGUCUCGAUGUUUUAAUUCCUUCCGCUGUCAAUUUAGUUUGCGGUAGCCGUUCUUGGGUCAGUUCACUCUCCUUUCUGCUUAAGACGUGCGUUCAAUAGGUGUUUCUUUUUUUCUUAUAUUAUGUCGACCAGCAACUUGAGCAGCUUCUCAUCAAGCGAAAAGGAUCUGGAUUGUGGACCAUUAUAUGAACCAUAUGUGUUCCAAAUAAGUUUGAUAGUUGUGUACUGUAUGGUCUUGUUGGUUGGCUUGACUGGAAACGCCCUUAUAAUCACCUUGGUGUACAAGCGGAAAGACUUAAGAAAGACUAUAAAUCAGCUUAUCGCCAACAUGGCAUUAUCUGACUUUGUCUUUCAGUUAACAUUCAUUCCAGUUGAGUUGGCAAAAGCAGCCUAUGGUCAGUGGCCGAUAACUGAACCAGCCGGAUCAAUUGUUUGCAAGAUCCAGAGUUUUGUUAUGUAUGCCUCUGUCUAUGUUUCUGUACAAAGCCUAACUUGGAUCGCAUUAGACCGGUUUAUAGCGGUAGUCUUUCCAAUGAAAGUCCAUCUGAUUUCCUCCAGAUUUCGCGUUUUGGCCAUUGCUUCCACGUGGGUCGUUGCCCUUUUGUGCGGCUCUGUUUCUUCUAUUGAUUUUAAACUCGUUCACAAAAAUGGUGCACUUGACUGCACAGAGAAAACAACUACCGUUUCUCAAUAUGCUGCAGCCGCCUGUUCGUUAGCUUCGUUGAUAUCGGUAACAAUUUUAUACUGUACUAUAGCGGUAACUCUACGAAGGAAAAAUAAAGCGCUUCCCACUGCACCUGUGAAUGGAAACGUUCAGAGAAAACGGCAAGCCGUGAAAAUGUCCAUUUGCGUCGUGGUAGCCUUUUAUUUAUGUUUUAUCCCUGUCAUUAUUAUUGUCUUCUUGUCAGAAAGAGUACUGGAAAGAUCAUGUCUGUUACUCCGAGUACUAAGGCCAUUACCUCUCCUGAUGACUAACCUUUCAAGCACGGCGAAUCCAAUAAUCUGUUUCGUCUUUGUCGAAAACUACCGGCGUGGCCUGAGAGAAUUUUGCGGUUCGUUUCUUAUUAAAUGCUCGAAGAGAAGACAUCACAUUGACAAUGGUCCAAAAGGAAUAACUCUUCAAAGUAUAAGGGUCAUACAAAACUCUAAUAGUAAUUAAUUCAACAUUUAAUUUUUUUUUCUAAAGAAAAGACUUUUUGCUUAAUCAGCUCCUGGUUGGUUAGCCAGUUGCAGGCUCCAAGAAAAGUAAUUUGCAGAGAUUGUGAUAACUGUACGGUCGUUUACGUUGCCAACGCCAUGUUCGCUAACGACCUAAAUGUCGUUUCGCGUGUGUGUUGGGUCAGUUCUCAAACUGCCUUCGUCUGAUCCAUGGCUGAAUGAACGAGGUAAAUACAUGCGUGUCGCACUUCUUCUUAUCGUGGCUGAGAGAACGAGGUAUAUACAUGUGCGGCGCUCGUUUCGGUUCUUAAGCAGAGCGACGUAAGACGUUAGCGAACGUUCUCCCCAAUUAGUAAGGCACUGUGCCUGAGCUAUAAGACAUGAGACUUUAAUAAAGUUCAUUAUUAUUAUUACGGUAGCGAAACGAUUCGUAGACGAAACGACCGAUGAAAAAAUGAUGUAAAAACGUUAGAUCACGGGCGUCCUACUUUCCCUUGACUUUGUGUCGCUACGAUCUAAGAGCCUGGUUUGGGCUACUUGAUAGGUCUAUUAGUAAAGCGUUGUUCAUAUUAAUGUACUGUAUAGUACUCGAUGGCAGUUAUUACAUUUUCUCGGACUUAGCCUUGUUGGCCCCGAAUUUACGAAACAUUCCUAUUUUUUAAGUUAUUCGGCACCAUAGAUCUCAACUAUUGUUUGUUUCACUCCCAGGAGUGUGAGACGUUAAAAUCCGCCCAAAAUACCAAAGAGGCUUAAAAACAAAGUGUACCAUGACAUAAAAUUGACGACGAAGAGGUUUCGUUGGAAAGCUAGCAAUUGGAUUGCGUCCACAGACUCAGAAUCUAGAGCCACCUUACAAAGACUCAUAUCACCAUUCACUCUGAGGUUAAAAGGGUUGAAAACAACAGGCGAUUGUAAAGGAACAACUGAUAUGAUGCGCCUUAUCGUAAGAACUCAUAAAUCUUGCCGCUGGUGUUUAAUUGAAGAGACAAUUGUAAACAGAGGCACCCAACGGCCGCAUGUUUCCAAAUACGCCAGAAGGGUCUUAGAAGCCUGUUCGGUUAAUUUGGAGCUGCCCUGAAAGCUAUUUAUCUGAUCGGAUGUCCUAGGGGAACUUUGGUCGUCACGAAAGUGUUAUGUGGCUUUUUCGUCUCAUCCGAAAGUGUUAGCUACCCUUGUGGAUCCGGUCGAAAGUCUGAGCACAUGAAAUAGCCUUGCUUUCAGUAGAAACUUAUAGGGGACAUUUUGUCGUUAUACCGAACGUUUAAGGAGACCAUUUUUAACAAUAAUCGCAAUAUCUUGGUAUUAAAAUGCGAAAAAUACCACCUCCGAAAAUCGGAGUUAAGCUAUUAGAAAACCUCUCAAUAUUUUAGACGAAUUGAACGGUUAUCCAGAAAUUUGUACCUCUUCUCAAGCUUUAGAAAUUUCUAGACAAUAUUGCUCCUUCCAACAGUUAUUUUACAGAAAAAAGUCCCUGGGUGCCCCUGUGUAAACAGCGAUCUUUUUCUCAUAAAACGUUGGCCUGCCAGCGACCCUAUUCAAGUGAAAUCAUUUUUAAUAAGUGAAAGUACAUUCGUUUGCAAUAAUGGCGAUGACAAAUUAGUCAGUAAUAGUCUUUCUUGCCUUUGUCAUGCAAACUGGGCUGAAUCAUAGACGUUUUCUUCGUUGUAGUGAUUUCCGUAUGCCGUUAAUUUUUUAGUUCACAGUUUGUUUUUUCCACGGGGUGAACUAUAUGAUCCAGUAUGACAGUACAGCAUACAGCAGGCUACACACGAGCUACUUUAGUCAUCAAUCACGAGCAGGAGUGUUUGUCAGGUUUUUGAAUUGAUGAAUGUUUGAAACACGAACCGCAUUUCAGACUGCAAGUUUAUUGAACAGCAUAAAAACUAAUAUUAAAACUGAACAUGAAAUUCCUUUUUUAUUUAUUUUAUAAGUUCUUUUCAAAUAUGUGUACCUUAAGUUACCUUAAGUUGUGUACCGUAUUUGGUACCGUUGUGUACCUUACAAGUUUUCAUAACGCACAAGCUUUGAGUUAUUGAAAGGCAUAGAAAAUUAAAUAUAAAAAUUUAAUAUUAAACACCUUUGUCUAAUUCUAAAUUAAUGUCGAAAGACGUAGAAAAUGAAAUACUAAAGUUUAAUAAAUAAAUAAUAAACAAACUCUCCGUUAUGUACUAUAACAAAAAUUAUUAAAAACUGUACUUUCAUGAUAAUAAAAAAUUCUCCUGGCUACCUCUGUCCCUACUUCUGUUCUUACUGUUGGCAGAUGCAAGUGAUAGCUUUGUUUUAUUUCUUCCGUGUUUUCCCUAUGAUGUUUAAUCUAAUUCAGAUCUUGACUUAAUAAAGAGGCAUUGUCCUUCCAGAUCCUUUUUUAAGUCAAUCUUGUGUACUUUGCUCACCUUAGUGAUAGUGUAAGUAUGUAGUUCCGCGUUUAAUUAUCUAUUACACAAUAGUCUCCGAAAAUGACAGGCUUUUAUCGCAUAAACGCAUGCUCAUAAACUAUUGGCGGGGAGGAGCCAGCUGCAUUGCAACGCACUCAAUUGUUAGGCGACGAGACAGUGCCGAUGAUUAUCAAAUAGAAGUAAUAACAAAUGGUGUAAUAUGUAAAUGUAAACUUCAUCAAGUUUAGAGAAACGCUGCGGUUAGUGGCUGCAAUACUCUGCGAAAGUCAGUCUACAUCAUUUGGCUAUUCCGUACUUCGGCUCCAGUUCCCUUCUCGCUUCAAUCCAAGUUCAACUAGGUCAAGUAUUCAUUCGAUUGAUUGGAUUCACUUGAAAUCAGUCUCGAUGUUUCAAAUGCCCCCGCUGUCGAUUUAGUUUGCUGCAACUUCUUGGGUCAGUUCACUCUCCUUUCUCCUAGAGACGUGCAUUAAAUCGGUGGUUCUUAUUUUCUUAUAUUAUGUCGACCAGCAACUUGAGCAACGUCUCAUCAAGCGAAAAGGAUUUGGAUUGUGGAGCAUUAUAUGAGCCAUAUGUGUUCAAAAUAAGUUUGAUAGUUGUGUACUGUAUGGUCUUGUUGGUUGGCUUGACUGGAAACGCCCUUAUAAUCACCUUGGUGUACAAGCGGAAAGACUUAAGAAAGACUAUAAAUCAACUUAUCGCCAACAUGGCAUUUUCUGACUUUGUCUUUCAGUUAACAUCCAUUCCAGUUGAGAUGGCAAAAGCAGCGUAUGGUCAAUGGCCGAUCGCAGAACCGGCCGGAUCAAUCGUCUGCAAGAUUCAGAGUUUUGUUAUUUCUACCUCUGUCUAUGUUUCUGUACAAAGCCUCACUUGGAUUGCAUUAGACCGGUUUAUAGCGGUAGUCUUUCCAAUGAAAGUCCAUCUAAUUUCCUCCAGAUUUCGCGUUUUGGCCAUUGCUUCCUCAUGGAUCGUUGCCGUUUUGUGCGGCUCCGUAUUUUCUAUUGAUUCUAAAGUCAUGCAAAAAAAUGGUGCACUUGACUGUACAGAGAAAACAACUACAAUUUCUCAAUAUGCUGUAGCCGCCAGCGCCUUUGCUUCGUUGAUUUCCAUAACAAUUUUAUACUCUACUAUAGGGGUAACUCUACGAAGGAAAAAUAAAGCGCUUCCCACUGCACCUGUGAAUGGAAACGUUCAGAGAAAGCGGCAAGCUAUGAAAAUGUCUAUUAGCGUCGUGGCAGCCUUUUAUUUUGCUUUAUCCCUGUCAUUAUUAUUGUCUUCCUGUCAGGAAAGGCACUGGAAAGAUCAUGUUUGUUACUCAGAGUACUAUGGCCACUACCUGGCCUGAUGAUCAACCUUUCAAGCACGGCAAAUCCAAUCAUCUGUUUCAUCUUUGUCGAAAACUACCGGUGUGGCCUGAGAGAAUUUUUUGGUUCGUUUCUUAUUAAAUGCUCGAAGAGAACACAUCACAUUGACUCUGGUGCAAAAGGAAUAACUCUUCAGAGUGUAAGGGUCCUACAAGACUCUAAUAGUAAUUAAUUCAACUUUUAAUUUUUUUUUUCUAAAGAAAAGACUUUUUGCUUAACUCCUGGUUGGUUAGCCCGUUGCAGGCUCCAAGAAAAGUAAUGUGGAGAGAUUGUGAUAACCUUACAGUCGUUUACGUUGCCAACGCCCUGUUCGCUAACGACUUAAAAGUCGUUUCGCGUAUGUGUUGGGUCAGUUCUCAAACUGCUUUCGUCUGAUCCAUGGCUGAAUGGACGAGGUAAAUACAUGCGUAUCGCACUUCUUCUUAUCGUGGCUGAGAGAACGAGGUAUAUACAUGUGCGGCGCAAGCAGAGCGACGUAAGACGUUAGCGAACAGUCUCCCCAAUUAGUAAGGCACUGUGCCCGAGCUAUAAGACGUGAGACUUUAAUAAAGUUCAUUAUUAGUAUUAUUACUAUUAUUAUUAUUAUUAUUAUUAUUAUUAUUAUUAUUAGAUUAAAUGCUCGAAGAGAAGACAAAACAUUGACUAUGGUCCAAAAGGAAUAACUCGUCAGAGUAUAAUGGUCAUACAAAACUCUAAUAGUAAUUAAUUUAACAUUUUAUGUUUUUUUUCUAGGCUUUUUCCUCUAGUAGCUCCUGGUUGGUUAGCCCGUUGGAGGCUCCAAGAAAGUAGUGUGCAGAGGUUGUGAUAACUGUACGGUCGUUUACGUCGCGAGCGCCCUGUUCGCUAACGAGCGACAUAAGACGUUAGCGAACGGGACGGUAGCAAAACGAUUCGUAGGCGAAACGACCGAUGAAAAAAUGAUAUGAAAACGUUAGAUCACGGGCGUCGUACUUUCUUCGCGACGUCCCUAUGAUCUAAGAGCCCGGUUUGGGCUACUUGAUACGUCUAUUAAUAAAGUGAUGUUCAUAUUAAUGCACUGUAUAUAGUACUCGAUGGCAGUUAUUACAUUUUUUCUGACUUAGCCUUGUUGGCCCCGAAUUUACGAAGCAUUCCUAACUUUUAAUAACUUUUAAAGUUAAACAUGAAAUUCUCUUUUUUAUUUAUUUUAUACGUUCUUUUCAAAUAUGUUGUUUACCUUAUUAGGUACCUUUGUGGGAUCAUUAUCAGCAGCUGGCCAAAGUUGUGUACCUUAUAAAAUCAGUCAUAAGGCACAAGCUGUGAGUUAUUGAAAGGCAUAGAAAAUUGAAUAUAAGAAUUUAACAUUAAACACCUUUGUCUAAUUCUAAAUUAAUGUUCAAAGACGUAGAAAAUGAAAUACCAAAGUUUAAUAAAUAAAUAAUGUACAAACUCUCCGUUAUGUACUAUAACAAAAAUUAUUAAAAACUGUACUUUCAUGAUAAUAAAAAACUCUCCUGGCUACCUUCUGUCCUUUCUUCUGUUCUUAUUGUUGGUGCAUGCAAAGGAUGGCUUUAUUUUAAUUCGUCCGUGUUUUCCCUAUGAUCUUUAAUCAAAUUCAGAUCUUGACUUAGUAAUGAGGCAUUGUCCUUCCAGAUCCCUUGUAAGUCAAUCUUGUGUCCACUUUAAAAAACUCUACUUUGUUCACCUGUAGUGAUAGUGUUAGCAUGUUGUCCCGCGUUUAAUUAUCUAUUACACAAUAGUCUCGGAAAAUGACAGGCUUUUAUCGCGGCGUGGAGUCAGGGCUACGUAUUUUUGUGUAAACUAACCAAAAACGUACUUUUUUACUGCAAAAUUAGCAGGCAAGGGCAUGCUUUCUGCAACGAAUUCAUCGGGACCUUCCUAAAUCUCGUCACAAGAGACCGAAUGUAACGUUUUUGAGCUAUCUUUUCCAGUAGAAGUCGUCAAAAUUCUGAUCGUCUCCAUUUUAUCAUUGUCCGGCUUGAUUGGAAACACCUUCAUUAUCCUCAUGGUUUAUAAGCGCAAAGAAUUGCGGAAGACUACAAAUUUUUUCAUUGUCAAUAUGGCGGUUUCCGACCUAUUCUAUCCACUAACGGGUAUAACAGCGACUUUAUCAUCCACUUCGUUAGUCCGAUCGUCACGAUUGGUUAUAGCAAGCACUACAGAGCUGAUCUCUUGCCACCUCGAUUCUUUUUUUCAGGGUGUUUCGUUAACCGUUUCUAUAGAGAGCCUUGUCUGCAUUUCUAUAGAUCGGUUUGUGGCGGUUGUGUUUCCGUUGAAAGCCCAUCUCAUUACAGAAAGAGUUCGCACCGCUGCCAUAACUUUCACCUGGUUCAUCGCGGUGUUUCUAAACUCUGUUGAAUUUUAUAUGCCUGUUUGCGCCUAUAAAAAUACUUCCACUUUUUAUGUAAACUUUGCAAGAGGACGAACUACUUUUCUUUUCACCGUACCUCUGAUUAUCCUAGCGAUUUCUUAUUGUGGUAUAGCAAUAACUUUGCGAAAACAUGACAGAGCUCUUCAGUGCGGACAUCAAAGCAAUCAAAGAAAACGCCAAGCUAUAAAAAUGAGCUUUUGA
Molecule: messenger RNA, 10223 nt
Organism: Porites lobata
Lineage: Eukaryota; Metazoa; Cnidaria; Anthozoa; Scleractinia; Poritidae
Source: the annotation of a GenBank genome assembly